This is a messenger RNA of Caenorhabditis elegans, 280 nucleotides long. RefSeq names its product Neuropeptide-Like Protein (gene Y49F6B.6). The transcript has 2 exons. The record is from RefSeq and is marked reviewed. Bases 6 to 248 code for a protein of 80 amino acids. NCBI's taxonomy places the organism in Eukaryota, Metazoa, Nematoda, Chromadorea, Rhabditida, Rhabditidae.
CCAAGAUGAACUGGCUCUCCAUGUUCAUUCUACUUGCUGUAACUGCCAUGGCCGCCAGCCAUGGCCAGCGUUGGUUCCAUAAGUUUCACAGAAACCCAGCUUCUGACGAAGUUCAUGGAGAUGUUUGGACCCAGGAAAGACCCUUCGAGGAUGUGGAUUCAGAUGAAAUUUUCUUAAGGAAUUGGGCGCAGGGCCGUCGCCGUCAUGGAAGGCACGGAAGAGAAAGAAUUCGAACUUUGGAUUUUUGAGUUUAACUUUUUUAAGAAAUAAAUAAUUUAUC